Rhagoletis zephyria (snowberry fruit fly) is the source of this 1580-nucleotide messenger RNA. RefSeq lists its product as uncharacterized. The record is from RefSeq and is a predicted model, not a curated record. NCBI's taxonomy places the organism in Eukaryota, Metazoa, Arthropoda, Insecta, Diptera, Tephritidae.
CAACUGCAAAUCUGCAGCUACUUUUAGGCAACUUUGGUAGUUUUCGCGACGUUGUGGGGUCCUUAGUUUCUUCUUCAUAUCCAUGGAACUUGUAAGUCAUAUCUGUGAGUGAUAAGGUGUCCGCUACCUGCUGACCAAAACCUCACUGUCGAUUGCUACUGCAGAGUCCGUGGCACCUCUUAAAUUCACCAUGAAGUAAAUUGCACGAUCAAGUCUCACAAACUUCCAUGCUGUUCCGCAUUGUGUGUUGGUGCGUUCCUAUAAGGUUAGUGAUGUGUUGUUCAGGAAAAUAAUGGCGUCUGUUGGCACAUUUAAACACAAAGAAAAAAAAUACCGGCAUUCAACGACUUUUUACAGAAAAUUAAAAGUCUUAAAGGCAAAUGCCGUUGACAGUGGCGUUGUGAAACAAUAUUUUGGCGGUGGAAAUAAACCAUCAAAAAUACAAAACAAUGUAAGCAUCAGGUUGCUUCUAUCAACAGAGCAAUUGAAUGAGUCCAGUAGCUCCGAAAACUAUUCAAAAAUAAAAGAUAAAGUAAAUAGUGAUGAUGACUGUGGUAAUGAUUUUGAGGAGUCAUGCGUGCCGGAAGAUGAAUAUGACACUACUCUUUAAUAACUCAUAGCUCGCUUAACCAUCUAUUGCGUGUGUUAAAAUCAAAUGGUAUGAAAUGCUGACCAACUGAUAGCAGAACAUUAAUGAAAACGCCAAGAUUGGUACAUAUUGAAAAAAUGCGAAAUGGUCAACUUUGGUAUAAUGGAAUAAAAAAAUUGUUUGAAUGCAGUAUUUUUUGAUAUUGAUAGAUCCGUAACGCUUCCAGUAGUUUUUAACGUUGACGGCCUUCCACCGUUUAACGCUUCACCAUUACAAUUUUGGCCAAUUUUAUUUAGAAUCGAUAAUAUGACAUACAUUAAGCCAAUGGCUAUAGCAAUUUAUAUUGGCGACACAAAGCCACCUUUAAAAGAAUACUUCAGACAAUUUGUUGAUGAGUUGAAUGAUAUUUUGCAUCGUGGUCUUUGUAUUAAUGGGCAUCAGAUAAAACUCAUUAUUAGAUAUUUCGUAUGCGACACCCCAGCCAGAAAUUUUAUUAAAGGUACAGUUGGAUUUAAUGCAGCUCAUGGCUGUAUAAAAUGUACAGUCGUUGGUGAAUUUGACAAAAAAGGAAGGCACAUGAGCUUUCCAAGAAUAGAUUGCCCUCUAAGAACAGAUGAAAGUUUUCGUAAUAAAACCGAUCAAGACCACCACAAAGACGAUUCACCCUUAUUGGAACUGCCCAUUAAUAUCGUGGAAGAUGUUAUUAUUGCGGACUCCUUACAUCUUUUUUUUUUUUACUAUGUUAAUUGGACCUGCAAAUCGUUGAAAAUACGAACGUUUCCUCUGACUCUGUGUCAAUGCACUGUGUUAGCUGUUUCUCAAUUGCCAAAGCGUCUCCAAAUGUAAGAAUUCCCGAGAAUUUAAGGACACAGGAGUACUCCACCCAUCCCUCUUCAGGUACGCUAGCAGCAUUCGAUCUCAAGUUUUCCCUUGGGGAAUGGCUCAAAUGUUCUGGCCACAACAGAACUCCAUUAUUUUCCCAUUGAUGGGG